AUGGAAGACGCAUCUGCACGAAUAGCGGACAAUAUCCAGGCUGCGUCUAUAUACGGUUCCCAAAGUCAUGUUUUCCCGCCGACAUCUGAACACCAUCUCGAUGGCCUUGACGACAUCGACUCGGACGCUGCGAGCAUUUCGACAGGCAUCGUGGAUCCAGACAGAGUAAUUAAACAGGAGAGGCCAAGACGGGCACCGCUACCUCCAAUACCAGACCUGCGAUUCCAUCAGAGCUAUCUUGCCAGUAUCCGGACAGCUACUAGCUGGCAGCACGUUGCUUGGAUUACCCUAAGAGACCAGAUGAUACUACCUCUUAUACAAGGUACAUUAUGGACGCUUGCGCUCUCCGGAUGGCGACACUGGACCCGUGGAGCCCGAGCUAGCGGAAGGGCAACAGGCCUGACUCUACGCCAAUUAUGGUUCAAAUUGACAAACUGGAAGGUGUCGGAGUUGUGA
Messenger RNA from Microsporum canis CBS 113480, 456 nucleotides. RefSeq lists its product as hypothetical. The record is from RefSeq and is a predicted model, not a curated record. Gene Ontology annotation, molecular function: mitochondrion autophagosome adaptor activity. Bases 1 to 456 code for a protein of 151 amino acids. Gene Ontology annotation, biological process: mitophagy. The transcript has 2 exons. NCBI's taxonomy places the organism in Eukaryota, Fungi, Ascomycota, Eurotiomycetes, Onygenales, Arthrodermataceae.